GAAUCGGAGGUUAUCUCAAGAACUGUCGUUGCCACUGAAAUAGCUCGCUUACGAGAAGAUAACGAAUUUCUUGCUGGUGUUAACGCAGAAUUCAGUUCUGAAAAUAACGACUUGAAAGAAGAGGUUAACAAAUUAAAAACGAAACUCGAACAAUACCAGAUACGAUCAUCAUCUGAAAGCCUUGAUGUUAUUGAUGUUCCAGAAGAACGGUUAGCAAAACGGUUCAAAUCGGAUGGGUCAAAAAAAGUAAAGAAAACGGUACACUACGCCAAAAAUCAAUCAAAAGAAGAACAAGAAGAACAACGUGAAAAGGAGGCGAGAAUUGAAAUGAAAAUGAUCCUCAAAAUUAUUAAACCUAAUGACAAUUUGGAUGAUAACGAAACGUUUAAUAAUCCAAAAAAUGUUGAAAUUCGCAGUAGAUUAAUUCCCAAACUUCGAAGGGCGAUGUUUCCGAAUUAUAAACCUUCAGUAGCACAAUUGACGAACUGGUUGAGCGCCCUCCAUAAGUUGCGAAGAUCACAAACACAACUGAAAAAAAGUGGAAAAAGCGACGAGAACAGUCGCAGAGUUCACAACAACAGUCGCGUACAAAAUUAUGAUGAUGAAGUUCAACACUUCGACCGAAUGCACCCUGAAGAUGCUCCACAAUGGUCAUAUGUCAAGCAAGAGGAUUUUAUAUAUGAUACGGAAAUCGAUAGUAGAAGUGGUUUCGACGAAGAUGAAGACUAUGGUGAAGAAACGGAAGAGGUGUUAAUCGAUAGUCAAAAAAGUGCAGCCGGUAAUGAUUUAGCUAAAUGA
Rhizophagus irregularis DAOM 181602=DAOM 197198 is the source of this 798-nucleotide messenger RNA. The record is from RefSeq and is a predicted model, not a curated record. NCBI's taxonomy places the organism in Eukaryota, Fungi, Glomeromycota, Glomeromycetes, Glomerales, Glomeraceae.